This is a messenger RNA of Diorhabda carinulata, 4738 nucleotides long. Its product is annotated as synaptojanin-1. NCBI's taxonomy places the organism in Eukaryota, Metazoa, Arthropoda, Insecta, Coleoptera, Chrysomelidae. Gene Ontology annotation, biological process: phosphatidylinositol dephosphorylation; synaptic vesicle endocytosis. The record is from RefSeq and is a predicted model, not a curated record. Gene Ontology annotation, molecular function: nucleic acid binding; phosphatidylinositol-4,5-bisphosphate 5-phosphatase activity. The transcript is spliced from 16 exons. The coding region runs from base 337 to 3777 and encodes 1146 amino acids.
AGUAUUACAAAUAAUUUCUAAUCAAAUAAUGAAAAUGCAAACGUUAAAUAUUAUGUCAUAUAUUAAAUAUAAUCAUUAACUAUUUAAAAAUAAAUAUUGUGUACAUAAUUUUAUACUGUGGGGUUUUUUAACAAUAAUUCUUUAAAAACCUUUUCAGUUAUCAAUAAUUUUGUUGACGUCAAUGUCAGUUCUCAGCUGUUCGCGUAAGAAGUCGAAAUUGAUUUAAGAUGAGGGGUGUAUAAAAACAGUCAAACAAUAAUAGAUGUUAAGAAAUACAAAAAUACCCACUGAAGGGAUAUUUUAGCAUCCUUAAUCAACAUCUAAAACUUAGUUAAAAUGGCUAUGCAUAAAGGUUUUCGUGUUUACGAAAAAUCUACUCCACCAAGUCCUCAUAGUAUUCUUCUUGAACGAAAAGGAAAAGAAAACACUUUAUUAUUUGAGUCACAGGCCGUGGCAGUUUUAUCGGCCCAAGAAACUGAAGCUGUAAAAAAGCAAUAUACAAAAAUUCUAGAUGCUUAUGGUUGCUUAGGUGUUUUACAGCUUAAUGCAAGUGAUACUACAGUAUUAUAUUUAGUUAUGAUUACAGGCUCCUUUUCUGUAGGCAAAAUAGGAGACUCUGAAAUAUUUCGUAUUACUCAGACUCAGUUUGUACCACUACAUUAUUCUCAAAAUGAAGAUCGAAUUUCAGAAGUAAGAAAAUUACUUAAUUCUGGUACUUUUUAUUUCACUUGGUAUUCUGGUCCCCCAAGUGGUUCUGCACUUGAUUUGACAUUAUGUGCUCAAAGAAGAAGUAAAACAAGUACUACAGAUCAUAGAUUCUUUUGGAACCGGAUGCUACAUGUACAUUUUGUUAGAUUUGGUGUAGAUUGUAAUAAUUGGCUAGUGAAAUCAAUGUGUGGUUCGGUGGAGAUGAGGACAGUAUAUGUUGGUUCCAGGAUAGCACUUGCUGCAAUUAUAUCUAGGUUGAGCUGUGAGCGAGCUGGAACAAGAUUUAAUGUUCGAGGUACAAAUGAUGAAGGACACGUAGCUAAUUUUGUGGAGACUGAACAAGUGAUAUUUUUGGAUAAUGAAAUUACUUCUUACUUGCAAACUAGAGGCUCAGUACCACUGUUUUGGGAACAACCAGGAGUACAAGUUGGUUCUCAUAAAGUGAGAAUAUCUAGAGGAUACGAAGCAUCAAAAGCAGCUUUCAAUAGGCAUAUGACAACUAUUAAAGAGCGUUAUGGUAAACAAAUUAUAGUAAAUUUAUUAGGAACAAGUCUUAUAGGAAAUAAAGAAGGUGAAGCUAAUCUAAGUCAAGAGUUUCAGAAACACCAUAAAGAGUCAGUUCACAGUGAUGUACCUCAUAUAGUAUUUGAUUAUCAUCAAGAAUGUAGAAGUGGAAAUCAAGCAAAUUUGCAGAAACUCAAAAAUAAAUUAGAACAACAACUUCAGGAUUUUGGAUUUUAUCAAGCAAAUGGAACCACCGUUUUUAGUUUACAAAAAGGCACUAUUCGUACAAAUUGCUUAGAUUGUUUGGAUAGGACAAAUUGUGUUCAGACAUUUUUUGGACUUGAGAUUUUAUCAAGACAACUAGUUUGUAUGCAAUUAACUGAGAAAAAGACUAGAUUUGAAGAAGUUUUCAAACAAAUGUGGAUAAACAAUGGUAAUGAAAUAAGUAAAAUUUAUGCUGGAACAGGGGCGAUACAAGGUGGAUCAAAAUUGAUGGAUGGUGCAAGAUCAGCAGCUAGGACAAUUCAGAAUAAUCUGUUGGAUAAUUCCAAACAAGAAGCUAUUGAUAUAUUAUUAGUUGGAUCUACAUUAUCAUCUGAAUUAGCCGAUAGAGCUAGAAAUUUGUUACCGUAUAAUACACUACAUGCUCCUAAUCAUGUGCUUCGAGAAAUGUGUAGGCGUUAUACUGAGUAUACAGAGGUUCUUCCAAUCCGGGUAGCAGCAGGAACUUACAAUGUUAAUGGAGGCAAACAUUUCCGUAGUGUAGUUUUUAAAGACAUAAAACUAUCAGAUUGGCUCUUGGACCCACAUAUAAAGUGUCAAGGAAGUCUAGUGGAUACAGGAUUCAUAGAUGCACACAAAUCUAUACCAGUAGAUAUUUAUGCUAUAGGUUUUGAGGAAAUAGUAGACUUGAGUGCUGCUAAUAUAGUUAAUUCAAGCACUGAAAAUGCAAAAGCUUGGGCUAUAGAGUUACAGAAAGUGCUAUCUAGAGAUAGACCAUAUGUUUUGUUAACUUAUCAGCAGUUAGUUGGUGUAUGUUUAUACGUUUAUGUACGACCUGAACAUGUACCAUAUAUCAGGGAUGUUGCAGUGGAUUCUGUAAAAACUGGACUUGGUGGUCACACCGGAAAUAAAGGGGCAGCUGCAAUAAGAUUUGUCUUUUAUGCUACCUCUAUGUCAUUUGUAUGUGCCCAUUUCGCAGCUGGACAAUCUCAGGUGAAUGAAAGAAAUGCAGAUUAUAACGAAAUAACAAGAAAAAUCACAUUUCCAAUGAGUCGAUCUCUUAACAGUCACGAAUAUCUAUUCUGGUGUGGAGAUUUCAAUUAUAGGGUCGAUAUGGAUAAAGAUGAAAUAAAAGAGCUCAUAAAACAAGGAGAUUUUGAUUCUAUUCUGAUUAAUGAUCAGUUAAAAAAGCAGCAAGAGGAGGGUAAUGUAUUUAAAAAUUUCAUUGAAGGUAACAUCACCUUUCCACCAACAUACAAAUAUGAUUUGUUCAGUGAUGAUUAUGAUACUAGUGAAAAAUGUAGAGCUCCUGCUUGGACAGAUAGAGUCCUCUGGAAAAGAAGGAACCUCACCCCUGACAUCAAUGGAGUAGCACAAGAAUCACCUGGUAAUUUGGUUUAUUAUGGUAGAGCUGAGCUUAAGCAAAGCGAUCACAGACCUGUCAUUGCUAUUGUCGACAUAGAAGUUAGAAAUGUUAACGAACAAAAACGGCAAAAGGUAUUUUACGAAGUUAUUGCUGAUAUGGGCCCGCCUGAUUCAACAAUUAUUGUGCAUUGUGAAGAUGCACCUCAAAAUGAUGACUUCAUUAUAUUUGACGAUAGCAUGGUUACAAUACUUUUAGAAGAGUUUUCACAAUUUGGGGAAACUAUUUUAGUUAGAUUUGUAGCAGAUACCAUGUGGAUAACAUUUAGAGAUGGACAGUUGGUUUUAGAAGCAUUGAAGAAAACUAAUGGGAAGAUAACGAUUAAUGGUUUCAAUUUUACGUUGUCAUUGAAAACACCUAACUGGGUUGACCAAGCAAAGGAAGAAAUCGGAUUAUGUUCAAAUAAUACUAUUCCUUUAUACAUUUCUCCAAGCCAGUCAGAUUAUAAUUGUUUAGGCAUUCCAGAAGUUAAUAAAAUUCCUCGUUCGGUUCCACCAGGAAGACCUCCUCCACCGACAGUAAAAUCUACACCUCCAUCCUCAAGAAGAGUACCACCUAAAGCUGGUGUUAUACAUAUGCCCAUGAAACCUCAAACUUCAGUGACUUCUCCAACACAUACUUCUCCAAUAUCUGCUCAGCCAUCACUCCCAAACGCUCCAACGUUAGGAGGAGUCCCACCACUCUCUGCUCCUCCUCAAAUGCCCCCUCCUGAUUUGCCAAACCAACUGUCACAAGAAGAAGGCGUAUAUGAAGAAAUCAGUGAUGACAUAAUAAGUACUCCUGAACCGUCAGCACCUCCUCCACCCCCUCCAAGACAAGAAGCUGCUACCGUUCUACCACCUACUCCUUCUAGAGGACCGCCACCUGUACCAGCCCGUUCUGCCCCUCCACCACCACUCCCUGCAAGGCCACGACAAUAGAUCCAGCUAACUGAAUUUAAUUUUCAUUGGAGUACUUGAGAAAAAAUUAUGGGAUAUAGUUAUUUUCUCAUUACUAACUAGGGACUGUUUUUUGAUAUUUUAUGUUAUAAUUUUCUCUACAAUUUUUUUUAUAGAAAAAUUUUUAAACAAAAUGAAACCAAAGAUUUUAUUAGGAAAUAUAAAUUGAAUGCUACAAGUUGAUGUUAAUUGUUGGUCAAAAAAUUAUGGUAGAUAUAUACUAAGUUCAGAAUUCUCAAUGAAUUGAAGUUAAACCAAUUGCAAUAUUUUUCAGUUAUAUAAAAUGUAGUGCAAUAUUUGGUAGAUUGUUAUAUAGAAUUCAAAACCGCCAAAAUUAGCUUGGAUAUAAUUGGUUUGACCUCCUUUUCACUAACGAUUUUCAAAAUAUUUUAAUUUAAAACGCUGCCUGAGAAUACUGUACUUAACCUCAAUGCAUUUUCCCAUAUUAGUUUAUUUAGUAGAAUUUUCCAGAAUUACUGAUUUUGACGAAAAUAUAACAAACAACUAUAGUGGAAACAACAAAGUCUGCUCAAGAAACAAUAUAUUUUAUACAAUUAAAAAAGGUAUUGUUGCAGCUCUUCAUUAAAAUUUUACAACAGUUGAUGGUUUACUGUUGAAACUUCAAAAUAGUGAAAAGAGUUCACACAGAGCACUUCUUAUAAGAAAAUCCUGAAAUAUACACAACACGGUUUGUGAAUUUUUCGUUCCACAUUUUCCCUUGUAUAUCUUGUUGGAAUUAAAUGAUUAAUGGAAGAGGAAUGCUACAAUUUUGAAAAUUUCGUAGAGGGUUUCCACAUGUGCAUAAUUUCCAUUGACUUUAAAGUAAAGGAAGGAGCAAUAAUAAAAGUUUGGUGGACCAGGAUGGUUGUUGCAUAUGAUAGCCGGCAAUAUCCGUUUUACCAUAGGGGUGAAAAAUUAUUUUAUAAUGAAUAAAAAAUAAGAA